GCUUAAAUCUUCCCCCGCGAGGUUUCCGGAACGUCCGUUUCAGGUCCAGAUGGAUAAGAACACGAGGAAGGUCCGGAACCAGGACAGCAACCCCUGCAUCCAGGAGAGCGACGCGUCUCAGAAAUGUCUGGACAUCAACAACUACGACAAGAGCAUGUGCUCCAUGUAUUUCCAGAGAUACAAGAACUGCAGGAAGUACUGGCACGGCAUCAUGGUCCAGAGGAGGCGGGACGGCGUCCGGCCCGACAUGCCCACGGCGGCGGAGAGAGAGGAGAUGCUAACGGCGCUAGGAGGGAAGCCCUACUGAGGACGGACCUGGGGGCGGGGCCUGUUUCCGUGUGGGCGGGGCCUGGGCCUGUGGGGGCGGGGCCUGGGCCGAACAGAGGAAGUGAUUGUGAAGAGACUAUUCCUCCGUCUGUCCGUUUGUCCUGAAUAAAAACCAAACCUCGUACCUCGUCUGCAGCUCCGUUGUCAUGGUUUCCUGUCUGCCGUCGCCAUGGAAACGAGGAUCGUUCCCACUGAGGAAACCACGAGGAUUUUGGUUCUUUAGUUCCACAAGAUCACACUCUGUUGUUGAUACAAAUGUCCGUCUUUGAGAUCUUUUAAAAAAUGCUAUAUAAAUAAAAUUGAUUAUUAUUAGUGAUGCACCGAAAUGAAAAUUUGUGGCCGAAACCGAAACCGAAAAUAAUAAUAAACACUUGGCCGAAUACCGAACAAUACCCACAUGGUUCUUCACAGUUUUUCAUUUAUUUUGCCAAUUUUUUCACCAUUGCAUAAAUCAAAUACAUUUGAUUUAGGCUUUUCAAAGAAAAAAAUCUUUUACAAAAUUACAAGGUAGAAAAUAUUUAUUGAACAUAAAAAACUGAACAUGUUUUAAUUUCCAGCAUUAUGUUGUUUUGGUUCCACCUCCUGGUGAAUGUUGGUAAAAUUCUUAUGUGGUUACUUUUUGGUUGGCCAACGAUUUAUGUUUGUGGUGCAACAGUUACGGGAGUGGCCAGUCUAUUUCCUUAUUUUACAACGCCGUUAUUAAUUGUUCGGUUUUUUCCCACUUAUUCCACCGAACACCCAAAGUGUUUUUUUGACAUUUUCGGCCGAACAAUUUCAGUUACCGAACAAUCGAUGCAUCACUAAUUAUUAUUAUUCUAUGCAGAUGACACUCAUUUGGAGCUGAUUGAUUACGGCUUUUCUCCCACCAGGGGGUUUUACCUGCCAUUGUUUAUUUGAUGUUUAUGUAAUAAUUGAGUGUUCUGGUCUCUGGAAAGAUCCUGGAUCAACUUCAAUAGACACUUUUUAAAUAAAACUGAA
Cololabis saira (Pacific saury) is the source of this 1305-nucleotide messenger RNA. It is a transcript of the gene chchd7, whose product is annotated as coiled-coil-helix-coiled-coil-helix domain containing 7. Lineage: Eukaryota; Metazoa; Chordata; Actinopteri; Beloniformes; Belonidae. The transcript has 4 exons. The coding region runs from base 50 to 307 and encodes 85 amino acids. The record is from RefSeq and is a predicted model, not a curated record.